GCUUUUUUCCCAUUUCAGAGUUCAAAUUCUUCCAAUGGUGAAUCUCUCCAUGCAGGUCUAAAUUCUCUCUUUUCAAUUACAGGAGCAGGUCCGAAUUCUCUCUUUUCAAUUACAAGAGCUCGUCCAAAUUCAAUUACAGGAGCUCAUUCAUCAGUGUUUGCUCCUUAUCCAGUAACAUGUAAUCCGAAAUUCAACUCAAGCCUCAUCAUCCUUCUACAGCAAUAUAAAACAAAAACUAUAUGUAUCUCCUCGCCCCUGCACCAGCCUGCGCCCUUGCUCCCUGCUCUGCGCCCGACGUGCCUCCUGCGCCCAAAUCCCACGCAAUCAUCACUCCUGCACCUGCUCUGCACCGAAUCUGCAUCAAUCUCCAGCUCUGCACUGCGCCAGCCUUCCUCUGCACCAAAUCCCCUUGCCGCCUGCAAUCACGCCCCUGUUGCUCGCACGCCCCCUGCUGCUACAGCCGACUCCGCCUCCCUUUUCUUCUGCAACAAAAUCUCUCUGCGCCAACAAAAUAUCUCUGCGCCGACUUUCUUCUGCAACCAGAUCCUGCAGCCGCAAAGAUAGAUCUUGCGCCCCACGUGCAGCCAACUGAGCGUGAUGGUAGACCAGCAUCCUUUAGGGUUUCUGUUGAUCUUUGUAUAAAUAGGAGAAGAUUGUUGAGUUACAGGGGGUUUUCGAUUUUCUCCUUCUGGGUUUCCUCUUCUUUUGUCAAAAAAAAAAAAGAGAAGCAGAAGACAGAAAUCCGAAAGAGGGAGAAGGUUUUGGGUUGUGUGGUUUUAGUGUUGCCGUCGUCGGAGUAUUUUGUUUUCUGGUGUUGCCGGCGGAGAAAAGGGAAAGUUUUCCGUUGAAAGGGGCUCGAUUUUCGUACCGGAGGUUGACGGAGGGCUUGUUCGCUGUGUCUGCUUCUGUCUAUUUAGGUAAACCUUUGAACAGAGGAGUCUUUUCGGGGAGGCAGUGAGGGGAAUGAUCUGGGCUUGAUCCCGUGGGUGGGAUCCGCCAGAUCGGACUCCGAUCUGUUACCCAGAAAAGCCCCGCCGUGUUUGUUUCUUUUGUCCUCCUGUUUCUGUGAUCUGCUUUUAUGAUAUUUAUGUUUGUAAGUGUUUACUGAAAAUCAAUGAAAGAUAAAAAAAAUGUUUCAGUUUAUUUUGUGUGAUGAUUGUGUUUCCCUUUUUUUCUGUUAAUGAAUGUUUCAUUUUAUU
Rubroshorea leprosula is the source of this 1199-nucleotide messenger RNA. The record is from the annotation of a GenBank genome assembly. NCBI's taxonomy places the organism in Eukaryota, Viridiplantae, Streptophyta, Magnoliopsida, Malvales, Dipterocarpaceae.